Fusarium proliferatum ET1 is the source of this 1050-nucleotide messenger RNA. RefSeq lists its product as uncharacterized. The transcript has a single exon. NCBI's taxonomy places the organism in Eukaryota, Fungi, Ascomycota, Sordariomycetes, Hypocreales, Nectriaceae. The coding region runs from base 1 to 1050 and encodes 349 amino acids. The record is from RefSeq and is a predicted model, not a curated record.
AUGGUUGCCAUCGCAAGCGGGCUGUGGUGGGACCACUCAAAAACUACAGUCUUGGCCGCCACUCUGACCUUGCCGCUUGAGUACAGCAACCUCCUCCUCUCAGGCCUCACUAUCCUCGUAACCAUCGCCGGUUCAAGUUUCUGGAACAUCGUUGCCUUUGCUCUUCAUGAUUGGAAGGCGAGAAACGAAAACCCUAGUGCUCUCGACCUGCAGCACCAGGUCAGUCUGAGGAACUCUGCAGGUGCUACUCAGACCCUGUGGGAGACUUUCAAGAUCCAUAAAGCUUGGUCAAAGAACUGCAAAAAGCCAAUCGUCAAGCAGACAUGUUCUGUGGCAGUUCCGGCUCUGAUAGUCUCAGCAGGAUUCGCCAUCGCCGCGCUGUUCACCUCGAGAGUGGCCAACAAAGCAUACAGCACUGUAGUUGCAAGAGUACAGCCAAGCAACUGUGGAUUCUGGUUAUUCAACACCACCAGUGACGAGGAUCUCCCAGCUCUGAGCGCGAUGGGGGCAAAAGGGCAAAACGACACUCGUCGGGCCCGCAGCCAUGUCGCCAACUUCUAUGCCAAUACUAGCAGCUCGAUAGCUCCAUCGAUAUUUAUCCGACCAACUCUUCCAUACGAUAUUAGUAGUUCCGCACCUUGCCCUAUCCCGGCUCGUAACCGCUGCAUUUCGGGACCUGAUCAAGCGUUUAGCAUCACGUCUGCCUUUCUGGACUCUCAUGAGAUGCUGGGAAUCAAUGCCAAGUUUGAGGAUCGAGUCAGUAUACAACUGAGCCUAACGUGCUCUCCUGUACAUACGGAAGACCUCGUCCGGGAAAGUCACAAUGAAGACGGCGCUUUUAUGAAAUUUUUCCUUGGGCCAAUUCAUGGCCUGACGGAUUAUACAUACAGGUACAACAAAGCAAUCGGAAACAAGACUGGAAUCGGCUAUCUGAUACAGUACGUUGCCCCGACUUUCCUUUUCACUGACGACUAUAAGAAAGAUGGAACAACUGGCUGUGUUCUUGCCCAUGCUGAUGAGUUCAAGGUCCUAUCCUACAUUCGCAAAUAG